CGACCAACGACUGGAUAUCUUCUCCCACGAUCUCUUCACGAUCAGAAUUCUCAACCACGUCGAAAUGAGUGGCCAACAUCCCCUACCGUGGCCUCUACCGGAUGACAACCUUUCCAGCUCUGCCGGUCAGGACUUGCCAUCUACUGAGCUUCGCGCCGGACCCUCUACCCAGCAAGAUGCCGCACGUCCACUUCUAGCCUCAUACCCUCCUGGAUACUAUUAUGCUGCUGUUCAAUUCCAAUAUGCUCGUCUCUCCAGCGUAACUCCACCCUACAGCAACGCAAGCUACCCGUACCCAGUUCCGUGGUCGGCAGCCUACCCCAAUGGAUUCAGCGCCCCAAAAUAUAUCUCGCCAUACGCAGAAUCUGUCCAACCUGCUGCUCCUGAUUCAGACCUGCCUACGACAGUCCCUGCGUCUUCAAUCCCGUCGGAUAGUUCUACCUCUUCUCACAGCCCGCUAACGAAGACUACAGGAGUAAUCCCACCCGAGCUGCCCCCUUCCGUCGAGGAAGCUUAUCGCAAGAAAUGUAUCGAGCUGAAGCAGCGCUUGAACGAGGUGGAGGAAGGCAAUGAUGCUGCACGCCAACGAAUAUCUCGCAUCGGCCGUUCUGUCCAGAAGCUGCGACUUGAGCGUGCCUUUCUACUUGAGCAAUUGGCAAAGCGGACGAGCACCAACGUGGAAGAUUCUGAAGGAAGCCCAAGCCCUCCCCCAACUCCCAAGGAGAAGCCACUGCGCACCAAGCGUGGUCACCGCAAGCCAGACUUCUUGACAACUGAUCUUGGAGAUGGUCGUCCCGGCAGUACUUUCAUACAACAAGGUCCUGUCACUCUAUCGCCAUCCUCAGAUGCCUUCUCGCACACCCACACCCAUCCUGAUCCCCUCCGCAACUCUACCCCGCAGGCCCAAUCACAACCCCCUAAACGUCAGCUUCCUAGCAAUGGAACUCACGCACCAACUGCCCAUUCAACAUCCACACCAUCUCAAUCUCGCCGUCCAAAGAGUCCAUUCGAUUUGUACUGCAACGAGACCAAGCCAAGCUUGGUUGCUAAGACAAAGGAAGAUCCUACCUAUGAUGUAGAAUCUGCUUUGGCCAGGGGAUGGAGCAGUCUGGAUGGCGACAAGAAGGACGAAUACACACGAAAAUUCGAGCAGAUGAAGCGAGGGGAAGAGUUUGAGAAGGAGGGCGGCCCUAGCGCAGCCCAUCCAGCAACUUUUGACGAGGCAGAUGAGGAUAUCGAGAUGGGCGAAGAUGCUGCGACUCCCGGCGGUGCUGAUGCUGGAGGUUUUACGGCCGUCAAU
Messenger RNA from Mollisia scopiformis, 1300 nucleotides. RefSeq lists its product as uncharacterized. Lineage: Eukaryota; Fungi; Ascomycota; Leotiomycetes; Helotiales; Mollisiaceae. The transcript has 2 exons. The annotation marks the transcript as partial. The record is from RefSeq and is a predicted model, not a curated record.